This is a messenger RNA of Bursaphelenchus xylophilus (pine wood nematode), 3561 nucleotides long. NCBI's taxonomy places the organism in Eukaryota, Metazoa, Nematoda, Chromadorea, Rhabditida, Aphelenchoididae. The record is from the annotation of a GenBank genome assembly.
AUGUUCGAACUUCUGUGGCGUACCGUGGAAGGCCGAUUGUGCAACAAGCUGUCUAUGCAGGUACAGUAGGAGGUGGUGUUUACAGUUUGGCCCGGUUCCAGGAAACAGUAAUGCAUGAAUCCCACGUUGCGCCAUCAAAAAUUGACCGUCACCGUCUUCUAGAGGAACUCAGACUUUGGGACGUGCUGUGGUGGUACCCCGGAUGACCACCUUUGAGAAAAUCUUGCCUAGGUGUCGUAGUUGAUUCACAUUUUGUCACAAGCUAUGAUACGAUCCAGAAAAGCAGGAUCUUAGGCUCGGUAAAGCAAAAAAGCGAAGCCUUCAUUCUGGGCCUUGGUCCAAUAAUAUGGGAAGAAUUCGUCGAGCUUUUUCUUGAAUUUAUCGACAUUGCACUGUUAUCCACCGAUAAUUUUGAUACCACCACAAUGCCGGAAAGGCAUCGGACGUGGAUUCCAUGACUUCCGUCGACCAAUGACCUCAGGGUAAAUUCGCAAAGCUGGCAUGACGUGUUUUUCCUUCGGGGUUCCUGUGGCUAGGUCGAAUUUUUUUAAACGCUCGUUUCACCGUGGCCGGACUCACAGCACACUGGCCGAACAUGGCGUUGAUAUUUGGUGUAACUUCUAAAACCUUCGUACCCUGUUUUUGCUCCCACAAGUUGAUGGCACAAAUCGUCCCUUUUUCCGAAAUUUUGAAGUGGGGCUAAAUUACUGUAAUUUCAUCGAAAUAUGGCAGAUGACAUAUUAAACAAAAGCUUGAAAUCAUGGCUACAAAAUGCUAGAAUAUUACGAAAUUUGGUUGUUGCUUACGUUUUUUAUAGACCUUUGACUUGACCCCUCUCGAAGAGGGACAUUAUUUAUGGGACAACCUAAUAAUUUCAAGACUUUAUAAUUCUGACGAGGUUAGUUGAUUGGGAAUUAAAAAUGUAAACAACGGUAUUUUGGCCAGCUUACAUUUCCUCGAACACCCAAAUUUUAUGGGUUCCCCACCACUAAAAUUAUAAUGGCUUUUCCUGAGUGAAGUUAGUACUCUUUUUUGCGCCAUUCGCUCCUCUUUUCCCCUCAGGGCCCGAACUCGAGGGCGAGAGAAAAUGAAGGAUUCAAAGGGGGCUUUCUCAGCUUUCGGCCGCCUCAAAAUGGCCCCAAAAAAGUAGUUGUUAUUUAUUGGGGGCCUGAUUGAUUGUUUAUGGAAUUUAAGAAAAAUUUUUUACGUUUCAGUUGGUUCGUUUAUUUUACUGACUUCUUGCAGAAGAAAUUUUUCAAAUUUUUAGGAUUUUUCGAAAAUUUACGGACUUUUUCCUGCUUAUAAUCCUGUUUUUUGACAAGGGAUGCUUUUAAAGUAAUAUUAAAAUUACUUUAUAGCCAAUAUAAUUUGUAAAUUCACCAUUUCCUCUCCAAAUAAUCUUUGUUCAGCUGCAUUUACGACGAUUUUUCCACGAGUACCACUAUUUUUUAUCGUGUUUCCUCAUUUCCCCUAAAACUUUAGAGAAAAGCACUACCAGAAACGGAGAUGAUUCGGUGCCAGAAUCCGUAAUGGAUUCCCAUCUGGCCAUAAAACCUCCAAACUUGUGAGUUCUUAGAGAAUAAGCGCCUUAAUUUCAUACGGUAAAGUUCUUGAAGAGGCUUAAUUUUGUUGUUUGUUUAUCACUUUUGGGAUAAAGAUUUGUUUUUCGGCCAAAAAUUGAUGACAUAAAUUUCUGGUAUUCAAGGAGAGCCUUUGAAUAUUAAUCAGUAAAUAGUAAUAUAAAAUCAAAGUUUUGGAUUAUGAAAACCUUUUGCAAGGGUUCUACAGGUGCUUUUUUCAGAGUUUAUAAAGUUUAUUCCAGGGUUUGGAAUUAAGUUUUCAAGAAUUUUAAGUUACACUUGACAAACCUAAAUUUCACUACCUUUAUGACCAGUUUUGACUUUUCAAUUUCACGAAUUUCAGAGCUUCUGCCGUCCUAAAACGAUGAUAAGUGUGACUGCAGCCGCCCAUUCCUUCCACCGUCCCUCCCGAUCCCUGGGAACUCAUCUCAAAGCCUAUGGAAGCGGUAGAAUUGCUCUGAAUGCCUCAAAUUCAGAGUCAAAUCAUCCUCAAAUCCACCAACCAGGGUUACUGUACGUUUUCAGAAAUCGUUAAAAGGCUCAGAUCUAGAAAGAAAGUGAUCUUCAAAUUGUGGCAUCUGCUCGUUAAUUUAUUCAAAAACUUUUGUCCUUUUGUCAAGUUUCUGGUGGAUGUUGAGGAAAGCGAGGAAUUGAUCAAGAAGAAGAGAAGAAGGAAAGCCAAAGGGAACUCCAUUUUUGAUAAAUUGGAGGAUGACGUCAUCCUAAAGAUAUUCAAAUUUGUGGAUGGAGAGAGUGUUUUGAACUUGGAAAGGACUUGUUCCAAAUUGAAUAAGCUGAUCAGAGAGCAUUGCGAUGAUCUACCGAAAAUUCAGAAAGAUCAGGCAAGUGUAAUUUUUGAAUAAUUAAAUUUGGAAGGCGAAAGUCUGCGUGCUAUGCCUGGAGAAACUCCGCAAGGAAUCACUGUUUAAUUAAUAACAAAUAAAUACAUGAUUUAUAGAUCAAGCUCUACUUUGAUGAAGGGGAAGUCAUCGUUUCUCCGGUGGAUGAAAGAAAAGUUCCGUCCAGAUACACAAUGGUUCCAAUUGAAGUAAGAACCGCCUAGAUGGCCUCACAAUUCAACACAUUGUAUUUUCAGUCGCUUUCCAAUUACCUCCGCCAUUUGUCGACCUUAUCUCUGUUUAUCCGAGGUCUCAUCCCGGCCGAGACCAUUCCCGUGCUCCGACGGCUAGCCAGGUAUCGCCUAGACUUUAGCCAGAUAUACUUUUUAUGGUGCGAAUUGGAUGUGGAUGCUGAUGAAUACGUAAGGACAUAUGAACAAAGAAUAUUACAUCUGAAGGCAAACCUUCGUAAACCAAUCGGAAUUAGAAAAAAAAUGUUAUAAAUAGAAUCUCCGUUGUCUGGAGUUUAAUUUUGACCUAAAAUUUUAGGGCCAAGGUCCCUGAAAUUGUUCGUUAUAGACGGGUUUUCAGUGCACGGAGGUUCCAUUGCAUAUGAUCCGCUCUUCCUUAACACCUCUCUUUUUCAGCUCAAAGGUCUUUUCCUUUCGAAUUCCGAUACCUUAUCAGAUAUUGGCCUGGAAUCUUGUUCUCCAACCCAGCUGAUUUCCGACUCUUUAAUUGCCGGCAAUCUCCAAAAACUGGUCUCAUUGAGAAUAUGGCAUGACAGUUCAGGACAUGUCUAUCCGAUUACUGAUAGAACUCUGUUCAAAUUAGUGGAGUAAGUGAAUCAAAUUGUCAAUGCCUACUGUAAAUUGCUAUUUUUUAGACUAAUGAAGAAAUCAAACUCCCCAUUAGAAACUUUUGAUCUGAAUUCUUGUCGAGUGACCGUAAUUGGAGUGACCAGUCUGAUCGAAGCUUGGUAUAAUGAACCACUUGUCCGAGGGAAUUUGUGUUUGAGCUUGAGGAAUUGUGGAUUCAGCCAAUACGACCUGAUGGAGCAAUGUAGAAAUCACAACAUUCCCAUUGAUAUUACCGGGCUUUUGGAGAAGGACGAGGGAAGUCUUACUGUAAAUGUGAAUUGA